This is a messenger RNA of Dothidotthia symphoricarpi CBS 119687, 1288 nucleotides long. RefSeq lists its product as uncharacterized. Bases 111 to 884 code for a protein of 257 amino acids. The transcript has a single exon. Lineage: Eukaryota; Fungi; Ascomycota; Dothideomycetes; Pleosporales; Dothidotthiaceae. The record is from RefSeq and is a predicted model, not a curated record.
GGUGAAAUGUGCCAGCUGAUGCGGGGUCAACGGCGUGCGAUAGUCGACGCCGUCGCCACGCCUGCAGGUAAACAAACGACCAAGUCACUGCUGCAUGUCGCCCGACGUACAUGUACUGGCCUUCGCACCCGAGACUGCCAAAUGAAAUUGAAACCCCGACAGGACCACAGCAGCAAGGUUCACCAUCAUUUCCCGCUCCUUCUACACCGCAAGUGGGUACGAAUCAAGCAGACCGCCUGCGCCUGCCUCUCUGGACGCGCCUUGCCGUCACGGGUAUGGAGCCGAGCAGCACCCUGAUCCCACGUAGAAGAUUCCUUUGUUAUGCACCGACCGACCUGUCUGUGCUAGCCAUCGCUCCUCAGCACACAUGCAGUAGUGUGACCCGAAGCAUCGCACACUGGCCAUGUGUGUGGGCGAACUUUCCGGCAACCAUAGACGCCUUCGAUUGUUUGUUCCCGAUUCGUGCUACCUACUUGCUGAACGUCCAGCAUGGCGCAUUGCCGCUCGUCAACACCUUCCCGAAGCUAGGACACCCAUCACACCCCCCAGCACAGCGAUUCGCCGAGGGUGAGCGUGACGGCAUUAUCGUGAUUUUGAGGCGCGCGCUCAGCUCGAGUGACCUGUGGAUCUACCAAUCCACUCGACCAACGCAUGAAACAGAAUCGACUGACCAAGCCUUACUCAUCUCUGAACACAACGGCUCCCACGACCACACUUCCCGAAACUCUGCAGAAGCAGAACAUAUUUGCUUUCAAAAACAUAGUUGGGCGUCAAGUAAGGUGCUUGCACCCCGAACACAUUCGUGUGGAUACCUCUACCCCAUAGAAAAUCUAUCAGCCAGCGACAUGCAAGAUCAUCCCAUCUGUGUGCGACUAUCGCUAUGAAAGCCCGACUCGCCUCGACGAUCAAACGGUUAUUUCCGUGUUGACGAAGCUUGGGAUCCAAGUGAUAACCCAUAGAUCCACAACAAAUAUGCAGUUUGUGUUGGCCAACCGCAUCCGCAGACGGAUACCUUCAAGGUUACAUUCGUACAUGUAUCCGCCUGUUCUUUCUACGGGGUAGCUUGCUAUUCAGACGAGUCUUGUGCUAUCCUUUUUCUAGGUGUUACUACCCAGGUAACCGAUAUAGCCAAGCCUGGUGUCAUUCCUCCAAGUUUAUGCGCCCAGACAAGUCACUGAAGAACGAGCUACCGAGGCGAUGUGCAGUGCUAGUUUAUGUGCUUGAGCGAGGAUGCAAGACAUGACUGGACCAUCAAACAUAGCCUUUGUACUCCAACCACUGUUCGUCC